AAGUAGUCGUGGGACGAAUAAUCAAAAUUAUGGCUAUAAUAGACUUGUAUUUAUAUCGUCCUGAAAUGAAGACAACACCACAACUGUUUUGUCAUAAUUGUGAAAAUCCUUUACAUCAUAGUGAAUUACUUUCCAAUCCCAGAUGGAAAAAGUCAAGUCCAAUCAGAGUGUUAUCAGAAUACCUUUCUAGUGGUAACAGAGAGAGGAUAAAAAAUUCUAACAAGUGUAACAACCUUGAUAAUUGUUAUCAUCAUUACCACCGUUAUCAAUACCAUCAAUUUCAUAAUCAUGAUCAUCGAAAUGACAAUAUUAAUGAUAUUAAUCUGAAGCAUACAGAAAGGAUGCAUUCGAAUCAUCGAUCGGUAUUAGUGAAUUCAAAUGAAUCCUCCUUUCAACCCGUGGAUUUACUUACAAUUCAUCCUGAAAACAAAAACUUUGAGUUAAUGAAAAUCAAGCGUAUUUAUGGAUUAAUCGAUUACAUGCUGAUGAGUAAUCAUAUUUGCUGUAAACACUUUGAAUCUGUACAAAAAUUCAUGAAUCAACUGCAAGCCAUUGUUAAGCCUACUGAGAAAGACGUUGACAAUAAACUGAGGAAUUUAAUGAAUCUUAGUAUGCAUAAGUUUUCAGAAAAAGUCGUUGCCAAAGGAUUGAAACACUUAAGAAAUAUAUGUAAGUGUCCAGAGUGUAAUAAAAAUUCUCAACUGGGAUCGGAAAUCAAUGAGUUCACUGGUGAAACAUCCUAUCAAUACAAUAAUCAUAAUCAUAAUUCAGUCAAAUUCAGGAAAUCUGAACCACAAAAUUCUAAAUCAACAAAAAACAAAAUAAAACAUCCUUUGGACUACAGAACAACCAGUUUCUGGACUAGUUGUUUGUCUAACACUGAAGUAAGUGAUCAAGAGCUAGACAGAGUCGACAGAUCGACUUCACGUUCAGUGUGUUCACCCUCUAAUUGCACACUCCUACCAUCAUCAUCUUCGUUAGCAUCCUAUGCAUAUACUUCAUCGUCAUCUGUCUCUUCAUCUUCUUGCUCCUCUUCAUCACUAUCACUAUCACCAACUUCGUCACCAGUCACAUAUUCAACCUGUGUAUCAGCAUCUAGUACUUCAUUAAAAGAGAAUGAAGAAAAUGAAAUUCUUACACCAGAUUUAAUUUGUAACUGUCAAAAAACUCAUGAAACCGGCAAAUUUAUGAAAUUGGGCAAAUUACUUAAGGAGCGUAAGCAGACAAGUGCCAAAAACGCUGAGGAUGUAUGCGAGCCGCGUGAUGGCUUGGUGGUGAAAUGCAUUGCAGAACAUGGAGCUACAUCGUGCUUUUCUGAGAACAAAUUUCAAUCAGCAAAUACCUCACACAAGUGCUGUUCACAACAAUAUUUGGAGAGGAGUAAGAAAAAUGAAUUGAAAUGCAGUAAAACCACUUUGGAUGAAAUUUAUCCUUUUUCGGUGUCAAGGCGACCAAGUGUACGAGAUAUUUUAAGUCAACAAAACAAAGUUUCUGACUAUUACCAAACUCAUCAGGAUCUUUCUCAUAGUAGAAAAAAGGAACAGAAGCAAAUGAAACAACAACAACACGACUAUAGUGAAGAGCAUCGUACUCCUCAUCAAAAGCAUCCAAGAUAUCCUCUGAAUCUGUUUAGUGAAUCUCUUAGACACAAUGCCACUAAUAACAUUCCUGAAAAAACAAAGACCAACUCCUACAUAUCCAAUGGCUAUGCUCGUUGUCUUCAAGCAAAUCCCUGCACAAGUGGUACAGAUUAUUUAUUCUAUGAAAAUAAUUUAAACAUGGGUGUUGUACCGCCGCCGAAUUUAAACCCAUUCACAUCAUGAAGUAUAAUCAGACUGUAUGCAUACUGAUUAUCUUGAAUACAGUAACUACAUACUAGUAAAUUAUCUUGUUAGAAAUUCUUGUUAUUUUCUACCAUUAUUCCUCAUGAUUUACAUACUACUUACUAGUAGUUUUCUCUGAAAAAGUCAAUUUGUAUAAUAAUCAUGUUAUCAAUACAUAUGCCAUUAUUGAUUAAUGUAAAAUAAUUCUGUGGAUUAUAAUAUAUACCUUUAGAUUAACGAGGACAACACUGGUGACCAUUGAAUAUUGAACAUCUACUUUUCGAUGUUCCAUUUUGAUUAGUUUAUUAGUACGUUGUCGCGUGUUUUUCACUCCCUAUGAUUGUUUUAAUUAUUCGUCGUCCUCCUAUUUUUC
Trichobilharzia regenti is the source of this 2196-nucleotide messenger RNA. NCBI's taxonomy places the organism in Eukaryota, Metazoa, Platyhelminthes, Trematoda, Strigeidida, Schistosomatidae. The record is from the annotation of a GenBank genome assembly.